Truncatella angustata is the source of this 577-nucleotide messenger RNA. RefSeq lists its product as uncharacterized. Lineage: Eukaryota; Fungi; Ascomycota; Sordariomycetes; Amphisphaeriales; Sporocadaceae. The annotation marks the transcript as partial. The transcript has a single exon. The record is from RefSeq and is a predicted model, not a curated record.
AAGGGAGGUGGCGGUGGCUACGACGGUGGUUCCGACCCUAGCUACGGCGGUGGUAAGGGAGGCAACGGUGGCUACGAUGGUGGCUAUGAUCCCAGCUACGGCGGCGGCAAGGGUGGUGAUGGUGGCUACGAUGGCGGCUAUGAUCCCAGCUACAGCGGCGGCAAGGGUAGCAACGGUGGUUACGGCUCUGACCCUACUCCUUCAUUCGGUGGCAACGAUCCUACCUUCGUUGGUGGCGACAAUGGAUACGACGGUGGUAACGGCUACGGUGACGAUGGCGACUACAACGACCCCGACUGGUAUGAUGUUGGCGCCCUACCUCAGCCUACCGUCUUCUGAGCUGCGUGCCGUAACGAAACUGCAUUGCUUGGUGUUCAUGGGCAGCUUGUUCCAAGUUUUUGGGAUUCCUUAGUCUGGACUUCGGGGUGAUGAGCGAGAUCGUUGUACGAGUGGGGUGAGCUUUUUCUAGAGAGGCACAGGGUUAAUCUCUUAUUACCGAAUUCCUGUAGCAAAUUUUCCCUUAGACUACAUAAUCAAUGGUCUAAAUCCAUUCUUUCCUCCCAAAGCAACAAUUGGC